Triticum dicoccoides is the source of this 1270-nucleotide messenger RNA. RefSeq lists its product as uncharacterized. The transcript is spliced from 2 exons. The coding region runs from base 526 to 936 and encodes 136 amino acids. NCBI's taxonomy places the organism in Eukaryota, Viridiplantae, Streptophyta, Magnoliopsida, Poales, Poaceae. The record is from RefSeq and is a predicted model, not a curated record.
UUUGUUAAUUUGACUUCCUAACCUAUAUUUUUCUCUACCGCCCAAUAACGAUCGGAUGGACCGUAUAGCCCCUAAACUUAAUCCCACCACUAUAUAUAAUAGGACCAAACCCUAAGAUCUAGCAAGAUGUCCCAUCCAUCAAAUCCUCCGCCGCCACCACUGUCUUUCUCCCACCUCGGGAUCCCCUUCCCACCAACCACACACCACCUCUCAAUCCCCACCUAGCCAACGAAAUCCGGCCUCAAAUCAGCCCUCCAUCUGCCAUUUGUGACCACCAGAUGGAGAUCCAACGGAUCCCACGCGUCUCCCGCAAACCACAGCUCCACCCGUCGCCCGCAGCCUCCUCGAUCCGAUCUGGAUCAGGAGAGGAGCUCCCAGGGCGCCCAAUCCAGGAGGCCUGGCCUCCCAUCGUUCGCCGGCGCCUCAACCGGACCGGGACCCUGUCGCCCUGCCCUUCUCCUUCCUCCCUUCAUCUCCUCCUCUCAUCUCCCUCGUUAUUCUCCUGCAACAGGUGCUCCUUGCGCCAUGGAUGCCGCCAUGGACACCGACCUUCUCCACCGCACCGUAAUGACCUCCCACUCCCGGCACCCCUUCCUCAACCGUGCCUGCAAAUCGCCUUCUCCCGGCCUCCUAAGGAGCUCGCCGCCACUUAUGGUCUCGUCUCCAGCCAGGACCAUCCAUCCCCGCCGUCCUCUUCUCGUGUCUCCGGCCUUGUCCCCGCCUCUAGGGCACCGUGCUGUGCCAUCGAAGACCAGCUGCUCCGUCCGCCGCCCAAACCUGCAACCCGUCCUCGUCGCCACCUCGACCGCCCCUCUCCUCCUCGAGCUCCUCAUCGGCGACGAGAGCCACCAGCAGGACCACCUUGGCCGCCGCCCGUUCGUCGCCCAUCGCCGGAGGCCGCCGUCCCCAUUGCCAGGUGAGGUCGCCUCCUCCUAGGCUUCUGCUACGAGCAGGAGGUCGACUUCCCCGCCUCGAGCCACGAUCGCGCUCGUUUGCGUGCGUUGACCGCGCCCAGGCCCAGCGCCUCGCCUCUGCUGCUGCCUGUGCCCCGCCUCCCACCGACCUGGGCCAUAGCCCAUGGUGAGAAAACCCCCCCAUCGCUCAUGUUCUGUUUCGGCCCAUAGGUUUUUUUCCUUUGUGCGAUUUUAUCAAUUAUCUAGGGAUUUGCAGUUUUGCAGAAUAGUCCCUAAGCUUCAUGCAUAUCAUAACUCACCAACCCUGCAUCAUAUGUAAAAACUUCAAAUAUGAAAAAUGCUUAGAAUCUUGUCUA